GGUCUCUCUGCUCAAGGGGUCCAUACCAGAGCAGAUCCCGACUCAGUGAGAUUCCCUCUGUCCUCCAGCCGCAUCAGGGUCAGUAGUUCUGGUCACACUUGGGGAGAGUCUUCCCCCUUACAUACUUCCUGAGAGACAGAAGAAGGAAGCCUCCACAACCGACUGUUUAUAUGAGAAAGGUGACUGUGGUCUGCCUCUCUCCUCUCUCAGCCUCCUGCAGUGGCCACUGCCAGUCUGAGAUCUCCGCUACCAGACACAGCCCAUCCUCCAGCUGAGCUGCUCCUGGAAACACAGUGUCAACAUGGUGCUUCCCAGUGGCUUACUCACAGGUAUAAAGGACCCAGUGGCACUGAAGAGCAUUGCUGUGACUCUGUCCAUCAAGGAUUUUGUGGCUGGUGUGUCUGCAACCUUAAAUUAUGAGAAUGAGGAGAAAGUCCCCUUGGAGGCCUUCUUUGUGUUUCCCCUGGAUGAAGAUUCUGCUGUUUACAGCUUUGAAGCCUUGGUGGAUGGGAAGAAAAUUGUGGCAGAGUUGCAGGACAAGUACCAGGCCCACUUGAAGUUUGAAGAGGACCUCCCUGGGGGAUUUCAGACUUACUUAUUAGAAGAAGAUAAGUGCUCCAGGGAUGUCUUCCGUUGCAAUGUGGGAAACAUGCAGCCAGGGUCAAAGGUGGCACUCACCCUGAAAUAUGUGCAAGAGCUUCCUCUGGAAGAUGAUGGGGCCCUGUGUUAUGUGCUCCCAGCAGUCCUGAAUCCUAGAUACUGUCUCUCUGAUCAAUCUGUGGAGAGUUGCCUGGAUCUGAAGACCCCAAUAGUCCCUUUGGAGGACCUGCCCUACACACUCAGCAUGGUUGCCACCAUCAGCUCCCAGCUUGGUAUCAGGACAAUCCAAUGCAACUGUCCCUUGAGUUCCAUUGACUACACUGGAGAGAACAAGACCUCUGCUCAGGUUACCUUGGCUGAAGGACACAAGUUUGACCGGGAUGUGGAACUCCUGAUCUUCUACAGGAACGUGCACAGCCCCAGUGUAGCUGUGGAGAUGGGGAUGCCUGAAAGAGAAUCAGAUACUCUAAUGGGAGCACCUUCUGCAAUGGUGAGUUUCUAUCCAGAAAUACCAGAAGUGGAGACUUCAACAAAAUGUGGAGAAUUUGUUUUCCUUAUGGACCGUUCAGAAAGUAUGAAGCGCCCAAUGAGUAGCCAGAACAGGUCUCAGCUGAGAAUAGAUGCUGCUAAGGAAACACUGAUUCUGCUACUGAAGAGUUUGCCUUUGGGCUGCUAUUUCAACAUCUAUGGAUUUGGAUCCACUCAUGAGGCGUUUUUUCCGAAGAGUGUGAAAUACACUCAGGAAUCCAUGGAGAAAGCAGUGGAGAAAGUAAAGCUUAUGAUGGCAGAUCUAGGAGGGACAGAAAUUUUAACACCACUACGGAAAGUUUUUAGGAAAACCCCCAUUCCAGGGCAUCCCUUACAGGUCUUUGUCUUCACAGAUGGAGAAGUUGCUGAAACUUUUAAUGUAAUCAAGGAAGUUAAGUUCCACAGCAAAAGGCACAGAUGCUUCUCAUUUGGCAUUGGAGAAGGGGUCUCUACCAGCUUAAUAAAGAACCUUGCCCGGGUGUCAGGGGGUACUGCAGAGUUUAUCACAGGCAACGACAGGAUGCAGUCCAAGGCUCUUAGGUCCCUGAGACGUUCUUUACAGUGUGUAGUAGAGAAUAUCUCUCUGAGCUGGGAUUUGCCUCCUGGGCUGUUUGUACACAUGCUAUCUCCAGAGCAAACUGUUGUCUUUAGAGGUCAAAGGAUAAUCACCUAUAGCCUGCUAACUGGACAGAUACCGCAAGACGAGGCUACAGGUGAAGUGUGUCUCAAAUACACCAUUCAUGGCAAAAGUUAUGAGGAAAAGGUGACAUUUUCUCUACAACCCAAGCCUGAUGACAACCUCACCGUUCAUCGUCUUGCCGCCAAGUCCAUGAUCCAGGCCAGAGACUUUGGCUACAGAGAGACAACACUGAUCUAUAAGAGAGAUGUGCUGGACAUCAGCUUAGAGUCGGGAAUCAUGAGCUCCUUCACAAUUUUUGUUGCUAUCAACAAGGAGCUCAAUGAGCCAGUCCAUGGGCCCCUGUUUCAUAGAGAUAUUCCAAGGCCAAUUCUCUUUAGUAGUUUCUCUAUGAGGCCAAGAAGUUAUCCUAAUGGCACACCCCAACAGCCUCGUUACCCCCAGGCGACGAAAUGCGUGAUUCACACAGAUACUCGCUCUGAGCUGCCCAACAUACUCAAAUUGCAUGCUUACGAACAAGGGAGCGUGGAGCAUACUGUUGCACAUCUGAUCUUUCUACAAAAUGCAGAUGGUUCCUGGGAUAUGAAUGAGGAUUUGGCUGAGGUUCUAGGUACUAGUUUGGAAGAUGUAAAGGCUGCACACCCUACUGAGGUGCUAGAACCCUCAGCUUGGGUCACAGUGCUGGCUGUGAUCUGGCUGCAUGCCAAUGGCAAAGAAUUGAAGGAUGAGUGGGAACUUCUGGAAAGAAAGGCUGUGGUGUGGCUUCACAACAAUGCAGUCCGUGACUUCACCAAAUUUAUGCAUGCUGCCAAUAAACUCUUGAAGACAUCUGUGAGUUCCUCGAUCUUCACUUUUAAAGGCUGAUACCCAGGAGAAGGAAGUCUUUUUUUUUUUUUUUUUUUCUGCCUCCUGCCAAGUCCUUCACCUUCUCUUCUGCUGAGAUGCAUUUUUGUCUUGAGUACCUUAUGGCCUGUAUCCUACUAUAAAAGUGAAGGAUAAUCACACUACUUUGACUAUCUGUUCUAGCUCCCACUGGAUACAAGUUUCGGUGUCUGCGUGUCCCCUCUGACAAGUGCUGGUAACCAUAGAAACUAUUUCCUAUCUUGGAGUAGUACAAAACAUUUGCAUGUAGUGAUGUUUCUCUCAGCUUUUAAAAACAGAUUAUACUCUGGUCUAAGAACUGUAGCAUUGCUGCUAGAGAAUGCCUGGAUUAGAUAAUUGUCUUUAUCCCUUCUCUACUCUCCUGUCAUUUUACAUACUUAUCAUUUAUAUGUUAUAUACGCAAGAUGAUUUGAAAUUUUCCAUUCUUGGAAGAAGUUGGAGUUAAAUUGAAAGCCAGCUUCAGGGGCAAUGUAACUUCAAGAUGACAGAGAUUCAAGGUUUCAUGUUGCCUAUUGUUACCGUUGGGAACAUUCUUUAUGCCCCCUUACUAUCCCUCUAUGUUCCAUACCGUUCUUUUUCCUGCCUAAGUGAUUUGAGUUGAGUCAUAUUUGUGAAUAGACAUCCAUCCUUAACCAUUAAUCAUCCUGUAAGAGGUUGAUAAUGAAAUUCGUA
This is a messenger RNA of Peromyscus eremicus (cactus mouse), 3319 nucleotides long. RefSeq names its product von Willebrand factor A domain-containing protein 5A-like. NCBI's taxonomy places the organism in Eukaryota, Metazoa, Chordata, Mammalia, Rodentia, Cricetidae. Bases 302 to 2629 code for a protein of 775 amino acids. The transcript is spliced from 19 exons. The record is from RefSeq and is a predicted model, not a curated record.